Messenger RNA from Ostreococcus tauri, 642 nucleotides. RefSeq names its product Small GTPase superfamily, Rab type. Bases 1 to 642 code for a protein of 213 amino acids. Gene Ontology annotation, biological process: regulation of exocytosis; protein secretion. Lineage: Eukaryota; Viridiplantae; Chlorophyta; Mamiellophyceae; Mamiellales; Bathycoccaceae. Gene Ontology annotation, molecular function: GTP binding; GTPase activity. The record is from RefSeq and is a predicted model, not a curated record. The transcript is spliced from 3 exons.
AUGUCCGCAUCGGCCUCGUCCUCGCGCGGGGGCGGGGCGAACGGGGCGCACUACGAUCAUCUGUUAAAGCUCCUGUUGAUCGGUGACAGCGGCGUCGGGAAGAGUUGUUUGCUCCUGAGGUUUAGCGACGAUCAGUUCACGACGAGCUUCAUCACGACCAUCGGGAUCGAUUUCAAGAUUAAGACGGUUGAGCUCGGAGGAAAGCGGGUGAAGCUGCAGAUCUGGGACACCGCGGGGCAGGAACGGUUUCGAACGAUUACGACGGCGUAUUACAGGGGAGCCAUGGGGAUUUUGUUGGUGUACGACGUCUCAGACGAGCGGAGCUUUGAGAACGUUCGAGGAUGGAUGCGAAAUAUUGAGCAACACGCGAGCUCGAAUGUGAACAAGAUUUUGAUCGGAAACAAGUGCGAUGUGAAGGAGGAUAAAAGAGUAAUCUCAAAGGCGCGCGGGCAGGCGUUGGCGGACGAGUUCGGGAUCCCAUUCUUUGAGACGAGCGCCAAGUCGAGCGUGAAUGUGAACGAUGCGUUCAUGACAAUCGCCGGGGAUAUCAAGAAUCGCUUGACCGGAUCGAAGGGCUUGGGCGCGCCCAACGCGAUAAACUUAGGCGAUAGAGCGGCGACAAAAAGGGCCAGCUGUUGCUAG